Arachis stenosperma is the source of this 950-nucleotide messenger RNA. RefSeq lists its product as uncharacterized. The record is from RefSeq and is a predicted model, not a curated record. Bases 131 to 805 code for a protein of 224 amino acids. The transcript is spliced from 2 exons. Lineage: Eukaryota; Viridiplantae; Streptophyta; Magnoliopsida; Fabales; Fabaceae.
CUUCUCCAUUUACACCCUCUUUAUCUCUUUCCCUUUCUCCUUAGCUAGGGCUUUAACUCACUUUCACAUUCACAUUCACAUUCCCGCUUAAAAAGAAGAAACAAAACCAACUUUCUAUUAACUUUGUGAAAUGAUGGAGAUCAAGCUCAGUUGCUGCCACUUCCACUUCUUGUGUUAUCUUCUUGCGGCUUCUCUGGUUUUCUCCCGCGCCCACAACCAUGGAAAUCCGGCAAAUGAUAUUGUCGACAUUAUAAAUAAGAACCGUACAGAUCAAAAGCUUCCUCACCUGAAUGACAGUCCUGGUCUAGGGUGCAUGGCCUUACAAUACAUUGAAUUAUGCAAAGGAAAUUGCACUGGCAACAAUGUAGUGAACUGCAAGCCUUCGGAAGAUGACUUCACCGAAGUCUUCGCCCCCAAUUGUGGCGUAGAGCUGCCAACUUUCGGCACCAUAACCGGACACGUAAUUGGUUGUCAAAAGAAGUAUGUCGAGCCAUCAAUAGCAUUUUCCCAAGUUCUUGUGAAAGAUAAGAGUUCUUUGUCUAUUUUGAAGAACAAAUCACACACAGAGGUUGGAGUGGGGCUGGUUGGAGUCCAUAAAGGACCUUUCUUUUGGUGUGUUUUAUUUAGCAAUGGACAGACAAACUCUACAUUUGUGCUUGAAAAUCGUGGUGAAGGAAUCAAGCAAAAGAGUGGGUGCUAUAGUGGAAGUAGUGCUCCUUGCAGUGGAGCACAGAAAAGUGGUUUUGCACCAUCUAGCAUAUUCUCCAUGUCUUAUGUACUUAUUUUGCUUUUUACAUUUUUGUGAUCGAUGUAUCUUCUUGAAAUUAUUUUGUUUGUUCUGUUCAUUUUUCUUAUUGUAUAAUUUAGUCCUUCUAUUUCACUCACUAUUAUUUUUGUAAAAGUCCACUGACCUAAUCUCUGACUCCUAAAAUAUUAUUGGUAAUAUUAUU